AUGCCAAGGAUUGAGGUCGAACCUAAAUCUGGAAAAAAUGAUGAGAAGCUUGCAAAUUCUGAAAUUUCUACUGUAUCAUCAUCAUCAGCAUAUGAUAAUGAUAGUAAUGUAGUGAAAUCAUCAAGUGCACCUUCCACUAUCAUGUCAAAUACCGCGGAUCAAGGUGCAUUCACGUUACCUUUAUCUGUGUUUGGUGCAGCCAAUUGCUGCCCAGGUCCCUCACUUGGUAUGCUACCGGUACCAAACUCCCAUCUACAUUCUUUACUUGCUUUGCACCUAGCUGCCUCUCAGUUACCUCUGUCGGAAAUGUUAAAGGUUCCGUUUUUGGCAAAUCCUUCGGUUACGACAACUGAUAUUCAGUCCAAACUGGAUUCUAAUGCUACAGUCUAUAAGUCAUUUGCCAAUGAACCAGUACUUCACACUGGCAGUAAAAUAAAUGAUCUGUUGAAAGUAGAUGAGAAUGGCCUUGUUGGCGGUAAAAAGUCGCCAUCACCACUUUUGCACUCGUUUUCAACUAUGACGACGUCAGAUUUAACUUCGGGUAUUACAAAUAAAACAGGAUUGUCGCUAGAAAAUCUGCUGGAGGAAACGGUGAAAGAGCCCACUUUAUCUAUUGCUAAAUCGUUAGUAGCGGAAUUUAAACUUGAAAAAGAUUUGUUGCACCUUCAAAAUGGACAGUUACGUCGAGAAAAUACCUUGUUACGUAGCGCACUUGCAAAUAGUGCAGUUUUGUCCGUGCUGCCGAGAUCUCGUCUUGUAUUAUAUAUGGGUUUGCAGGCAGGCUAA
Messenger RNA from Thelazia callipaeda (thelaziosis nematode), 786 nucleotides. NCBI's taxonomy places the organism in Eukaryota, Metazoa, Nematoda, Chromadorea, Rhabditida, Thelaziidae. The record is from the annotation of a GenBank genome assembly.